Messenger RNA from Trichechus manatus latirostris (Florida manatee), 1988 nucleotides. It is a transcript of the gene EDIL3, whose product is annotated as EGF like repeats and discoidin domains 3. Bases 69 to 1481 code for a protein of 470 amino acids. The transcript is spliced from 10 exons. Gene Ontology annotation, molecular function: signaling receptor activity; calcium ion binding. Gene Ontology annotation, cellular component: plasma membrane. NCBI's taxonomy places the organism in Eukaryota, Metazoa, Chordata, Mammalia, Sirenia, Trichechidae. The record is from RefSeq and is a predicted model, not a curated record.
CCAUCUCGGCGACAGUGCCCUCCGCGACGACCCCUGCCUUGCUGGGGUCACGUUCGGGAGACAGGAUCAUGACUCGCUCGGUGGUCGCCUGGCUCUUGGUCGGGCUCAGCCUCUGUGCCCCCCAGUUCUGCAAAGGUGAUAUUUGCGAUCCCAAUCCAUGUGAAAACGGAGGUAUCUGUUUGUCAGGAUUGACCAAGGAUUCCUUUUCCUGCGAGUGUGCAGAUGGCUUCACAGAUCCCAACUGUUCUAGUGUUGUGGAGGUUGGUCCCUGCAUUCCUAAUCCAUGCCAUAAUGGAGGAACCUGUGAAAUAAGCGAAGCAUACCGAGGAGACACAUUCAUAGGCUAUGUUUGUAAAUGCCCUCGAGGAUUUAAUGGGGUUCAUUGUCAGCACAACAUAAAUGAAUGUGAAGCUCAGCCUUGCAAAAAUGGUGGCAUAUGUACAGAUCUCGUUGCUAACUAUUCCUGUGAAUGCCCAGGUGAAUUUAUGGGAAGAAAUUGUCAAUAUAAAUGCUCAGGCCCAUUGGGAAUUGAAGGUGGAAUCAUAUCAAAUCAGCAAAUCACAGCUUCAUCUACCCACCGAGCGCUUUUUGGACUCCAAAAAUGGUAUCCUUACUAUGCACGGCUUAAUAAAAAGGGGCUUAUCAAUGCCUGGACAGCUGCAGAAAAUGACAGAUGGCCAUGGAUUCAGAUAAAUUUACAAAGAAAGAUGCGUGUUACUGGUGUGAUUACCCAAGGAGCCAAGAGGAUUGGAAGCCCAGAAUAUAUAAAAUCAUACAAAAUCGCCUAUAGUAAUGAUGGGAAGACUUGGAUAAUGUACAAAGUGAAAGGCACCAAUGAAGACAUGGUUUUCCGUGGAAAUGUUGAUAACAACACCCCCUAUGCUAACUCUUUUACGCCACCCAUAAAAGCUCAGUAUGUAAGACUCCAUCCCCAAGUCUGUCGAAGGCACUGCACUUUAAGAAUGGAACUUCUUGGCUGUGAGCUAUCAGGCUGUUCUGAGCCUCUGGGGAUGAAAUCAGGACAUAUACAAGACUAUCAGAUUACUGCCUCCAGCAUCUUCAGGACUCUCAAUAUGGACAUGUUCACUUGGGAACCAAGGAAAGCUCGGCUGGACAAGCAAGGCAAAGUGAAUGCCUGGACUUCCGGACACAAUGACCAGUCACAAUGGUUACAGGUGGAUCUUCUUGUUCCUACCAAAGUGACCGGCAUCAUCACACAAGGAGCUAAAGAUUUUGGUCAUGUUCAGUUCGUAGGUUCCUACAAACUAGCUUACAGCAAUGAUGGAGAACACUGGACUGUGUAUCAGGAUGAAAAGCAAAGAAAAGAUAAGGUUUUCCAGGGCAACUUUGACAAUGACACCCACAGGAAAAACGUCAUCAACCCUCCCAUCUAUGCACGGCACAUAAGAAUCCUUCCUUGGUCCUGGUAUGGGAGGAUCACACUUCGGGCAGAGCUGCUGGGAUGCACAGAGGAGGAGUGAAGAGGCCUUGCAUCCCAAAACCCUUCUAUUUCCCCAAAAGUAUCUCCAUGUAAUGAACUGUGCAAAAUCUGUAGGAAAAUGAAUGGAGUUUUUUCAUGAAACAGUGCUCAGUUUAUGGUAGGCCACUUCUUUAAGGAUGUCUAAACCUGUCUUUUCAAUGCUUCGAUUUGAUUUUUUGUUGUUUAUAUUUCUUUAGUAACAUCACAUUAACUGUGAAUUACUUUUCUCAUUGUUUUCUGAGUGAUUCAUACUGGUUGAAAUAUAUUGGGGAAAGAAAGUAACAUUCUUUUUAUGGCAAGGGUGAAGAGAAAUCUCAUUAAAUAACAAGAGUUGAUAGAGCUUUCACAAUCAGUACUCGACCAAUUCUUAUAAAAGGAAUACUGCAAUGUUAGCAAUAAGUGUUUUUUUCUUCUUUAAUGACUCUACAUUACUCUAAUUGUUUCCCUGUGCCUACCAAACACUGUCAGUGUUUAUGACAGACUUCUGAAGAAGAAUCUGUAAUAUGCA